Messenger RNA from Cinclus cinclus, 402 nucleotides. RefSeq names its product thyroid hormone-inducible hepatic protein-like. Gene Ontology annotation, cellular component: cytosol. Gene Ontology annotation, biological process: regulation of lipid biosynthetic process. The record is from RefSeq and is a predicted model, not a curated record. The transcript has a single exon. Bases 1 to 402 code for a protein of 133 amino acids. Lineage: Eukaryota; Metazoa; Chordata; Aves; Passeriformes; Cinclidae.
AUGGAGCAGUACUUCUCAGCCACCCAGAAGAUGGAGCAGGAGGUGAUGUUCCCCAGCCUGCUCCGAGGGGUCUUCCCACAGCAGGAGGGGGCAGCGCCGGCCGCGGAGAGCCGCACGGAUCUCUACGAGCGCUACCAGCUCCUCAAGGCCAUCAAGCCCAUGGUGGAGAAAGGCCUGGCCUCUGCCGGUGACCAGAGCCCGAGCGGUGCCGACCCCGACGCGGACACAUCCUUGGACAGCAGCGAGGCCGGGGAUGCCCAGCUCGAGGAGCGCCUGUCCCACCACCUGACUGGCCUGCAGCAGGUCCUCACCCACCUCACCAGGGACACCAACGCCCUGACCCGGAGGUACAGCCAGAUCCUGGAGCAGAUCAACCUCAGCGAGGGGCAGCCCAGCUGGUGA